This is a messenger RNA of Porites lobata, 4356 nucleotides long. The record is from the annotation of a GenBank genome assembly. NCBI's taxonomy places the organism in Eukaryota, Metazoa, Cnidaria, Anthozoa, Scleractinia, Poritidae.
GGUCAAAUUCGCGAUGUUAUAUCUUGUAGAGCUACCGUCUCAGACGGUUCAUUUUACUCGGUUAUCAUGAAUUCAUCGGCCGCAGGAACCGCUACCGGGUUGAAGACCUCUAAAUCUCAGCGAGUGAGAGAGUUUCUCCCAUCGUUUAGGCCUUCUUAUUUGUCAAUUUUUCUAGCAUUUGUCUCUGGAGUUCUUUGGCUAAAAAAUGAAGCUGUAAAUGAUCGUCUUUUACUGCUUGAAAAACAAGUAACGUCUUUGACAGACGGAUAUCGGGUCUUUCCUCUGACUUCAACAAGCGAACACAUUCCUCCAACAAACGAAGCCAAGGAAGCCAAGCGACAUAGAGUGAUAUCAGGUAUACGUAAAAUCGUCCUUGAAAUAAUAGUUUCAUGCUUCCUCUACACCUUUUUCGUCUGAACAGCUGCUGAUACCAAUAAUCAGAAUGCUGGCUAAUAACAGCCUGGGGAUACUUCCCCAGAAAUUCAGUCUUCAUUUUCGUUUGAGACGCAUGACCGAAUCUUUUAGAUAGUUUCCCAGCAAGCCUGGCACAAAUUAUUUCAAUGACUUGCAAGCCAUGGUCAAGGUUCUGAGGCCAUAAAAUACAAAAUUAUGUUGAAGCGAAAUGAUCCUUUUCUCCCCGUUUUCGCCAUAAGGAUCAGUUUCGUCUGGCUGUUAGAGGGCCUGUCGUGGCCGGUGUAAAUAAAUUAUCUUCACCGGAAAUCCCAAUUGACACUUUAUUUUUAUACUUCGCAGAUCCUCUUAAAACAUCUUCUAUUAAACGAUCUCGCAGGCACGCUCUGGACAACACAACAAGGAUUAUUACUUCUGAGGAUAUUAGCGUUGAAAUUGCCUUCCAACUAGGGAAAUACUGCAAAUCCAGUGAGAGAGUAUGCCCAGCAGGACCCCCCGGACGCCCUGGUCCAAGAGGUAGAAGAGGAUCCCGUGGCAGUAGGGGACCAAAAGGGAACAAGGGAAACAAAGGGCUUCAGGGAAGCGUUGGACCACCAGGUGUAGCUGGAAAAACGGGAAUUGUCGGCCCAGUAGGACCUAGAGGAGAGAAAGGAGACCAGGGUGACACAGGAUCACCAGGAAUAAUCGGAAUUCCCGGGGCGCGCGGAGAAAAUGGAACAGUAGGACCUCCGGGACCCGGGGGAGAAAAAGGAAAUAAAGGGGAACCAGGGCCAAAAGGAGUGCGGGGACCUCCAGGUAAACCCGGAGAUAUGAUCGCCUUACCGAACGUGACGGUGACGCCGAUGGAAGUCACAGUCGAUGAAGGAGACAACAUAACGUUUCAAUGCCUCAUCAGUGGAAAUCCUACACCUAAUAUUUACUGGAAGUUUGAAGGCGUUAGGCUGUUAACUGGGUUCAAGUACUCUAUGGACUCGGGUAAACUGUUUAUAAACCAGGCAAAUUUCUACGAUACCGGAGAGUAUUCUUGCGUGGCGAACAGUGCAUUAGGUUCAGACGAAUCAGUUGGAAACUUAACAGUACGAGGUAAGUCUGAAAGAUGCCGUUCGUCGUCAGUUUUAAUUCUCAGAAAAUCUGACAAGAAAAUUAAAGAAAAUCACUAUACCGUUAAGAAAGUUUGACUGACAGGUUCGCUUUUGACCACAGAACGGUAUAGCGAACUGUUUCAGAAGCCUCAAAGUUUUACUAUAAUAAAUAUACAUCAAAUACUGACGUGCAAAAGCGUAGCACAGGGACCGAAGCAUAUCCCUCUGGCGACCGCCAGUGAAAUUAGCAAAUAUUUUCCUGUUUAUACUAUUACAUGAGAAAUUUCUGCAAUUUGAUUGGCUUAGAGCAGUGGUAUUUCAGCUUAAUUUGAAAUACCUACAUGUGAAAAUUACAAACCUUUAGCGGGUAGUAGUAUAAACAAAUAAUAGCAUGAUUUGUACGUGAUAUUUAGCAUAAAUACCACUCGUGAUACUUUAAAAUUGUCUCAAAUUUCACUCGCCUAACGGCUCGUGAAAUUACUUAUAACAAUUUUGAAAUAUCACUCGUGGUAUUUAUCCCAAACAUCACUACUAAUCAUGCUAUUACCUAUACUAAUUGGACGUAAUUAUAAUAAGCAGGGUUUUUUUUGCCGGAGCAUGCGCUUAAGAUAAAAUUUGUACUAACACGAAUCUUCUUCGAUCUUUCUUUUUGGCUUUCUUUUGCCCUCUGCCUUUCAGCUUUUUUGUUAGUUUUUGUAGCCAGGACGAAAUGAAAUUUAAUCUUCAAAGAGUAGUAGAUGAAUAGGAAAAUUGGUAGUGGAUUUUUCCUCAAAAUGUUACUUGGUUUUCUAAGUGCAACUCUGUCAAGUUUGGACAAAAUGUUCAAAGAUCUAUCCUUGCGGAAUUUGCUUUCUACCAGCUUAGGCUACCAAAGCUGCAGAGGCGACCUGUAUUGUUCAGUACUAAGUGAAAAACUGUGUUUAGCACACGGUGUCAUCGACACUAAGGGUAGUUUUUCGAAUUUGCUGAAAGCCUCACACCUAACACCUUCAAUUUCACAUCUUAAGCCGCACCUAUCUUCGUAAAAAGACCACCAUCGCUCACCAUGCCAUUUGAAAGCACUGAUUUCUUAGAAGUCUGUCAGGCAGAAGGAUUUCCAACCCCGGUGUCCAACUGGACCAGGCUUCUUCAGGCAUUUCCCUCGGCGAGAACUGAAGUGAGUGGAGAAAUCCUUACCAUCAGAAACCUCACUACUACCGACAGUGGAUUAUACGAGUGUGAAGUAACAAACAACAUGGGAACAAAGAAGACUAGGAUGAACUUAGUUGUACAGACAGGAGGUGAGUAUCACUUAACUGAAACUAACAUCGGAGCAAAAUCGCUUCUAGGCAAAAAUACACAGAAAAAAAAACACCAAACACGAAAAACAAAACAAAAAAAAUAAGAAGAGUAAAAUUGUGAAUGGUCACUGAAUACAAGUAAUUUAUUGAGGUUUUUGUCGAUGAAGACUCAUCAAACAUAACGUACUAUAGCACUUGGUAGCCGUCAUUUGGAUGGUCACACUUAAUGAUUUCAUCCACAGAUUGACACUCAAUAGUUUGAGCGACCUUGUGUUCAACAUAUUGUGACUCACAAUAUACAGGAAAGUACUGCUGAGUAGCUUCCAUUCGACUAGCCACUCUUCAGAAUUUUUAGAACCGCCUUGUAAAGCGUUAUUUUAAUAACGCUGUUAAAACAGUCCUACAGGACUAAAGUACCGAGUUUAAUUUGAAUGGUCAAACUUUAGGAUUUGCUCGAUCCACAGAAUCAGACUGAGUUAGAGCCACCUUAUACAGCUUAUUAAUAGUCAGUGCCACAAGAAAGUACCGUUCAGCAGCUUUCAUUUACCGUGACACUAUAGGAUUUCGUCUACAAACUCAAAAGCUAGAACCACCCUGUAGACAGCUAAUCAACUUACAGGCUUCAUCCGAUACACUCAAAAGGUACAUAAAACCGCUUUGUACAGCAUAAUAAGUAGUCGCAAAGAAAUGAAUAGAAUUCGGCUUCAUUACUCAUUGAUCCGACUUUCAGAGACCUCUGUGACGUACGCAAUCUUUCAUGUUGAUGAUUCUACACCAGAACAAUGGGAGGCAAGAAAGGCUUCCGGUUCCAAACGUUUUAAUAUACUUAUCUAAUGCCCUAAAAGCCCUAAAGCUCAUCGAGGGUCAUUUAUCUUUGACACUACAUUACAAUUACAGGGCAUUUAGUACAGAUUGUCCUAGCUAUACGCUGUGACUGCAUGUAUGGAAUUCAGUUUUUUUGUUGCUGUUAGUAACGGCCGCUGUACAAUUUUCUUACCCCUUUUUUAGUGGAUUGUGAGUGUUGGAUCUCAAGAAGCACAACGCCAUCAGUUGGCUACAACUACAACUGGCGAAGAUAUCAGACUUCCCCGGCAGAUGCUUUCAACUUUCAAACCAGUAGCAAUGUCAUAUUACGAGGCUAUUACCUAUGGAAUAAUAGGAGAUUGUUCCCUAGUAACGGCUUCAGAAUUGAGCUAUACCAAGGAAAUACCACUAUUGCCGCGAAAAAUGGUACCUAUGACCCCAGCCUUUAUCGCGCAUAUACAUUUCCAGUGUUCUUUCCCCGUGUGGUUCACUUAGAGGCAGGUGUUAACUAUACUGCGGUUAUAAAAGUUCAAGGAAGUAGGUCCUACCAGGCAGAAAAUAUCGCAGUGAACAACAAUGUCUGUUCAGGGGUUAAUGUUGCAUUUGAGAAAUCUAGCCUUUUGUACUCAGGCUCCUACCGUUAUGCUCGUCAGAUUUCUGGGUUAAUCUUUCUCAGUUUGAAAUGCUAAUGGUAUGCAUUCUAAGUACAUCUAACUCAGCUUCCUGGGUCCAAGUGUUUCCUUUUAACGCAACUGCGUGAUCGAUCGGCAUGAAUCAGA